Messenger RNA from Dendroctonus ponderosae (mountain pine beetle), 6068 nucleotides. RefSeq lists its product as uncharacterized. The transcript has 30 exons. Bases 84 to 5987 code for a protein of 1967 amino acids. NCBI's taxonomy places the organism in Eukaryota, Metazoa, Arthropoda, Insecta, Coleoptera, Curculionidae. The record is from RefSeq and is a predicted model, not a curated record.
CAAAGUGUUAAUUGUUACUUUUGCUCUCGGUGUCAGCUUGCAGUUUAAAAUUUCUAGUAGAAUUGCAAAAGAAAAUUUAAAAAAUGGGUGUGAAAAGAUUUCGCAAAAACAAACCGAAACCGCGCCCCAAACCCGUGAUCAACUACCCUCCUGUGCCGACUAAGAAAUGGAUUCCUCCCGACCAAAGAAAAAAACAGCUUAAGCCCGAACCCAAGUAUGUAAAGCCUGAAGGAAUAUCCCAAAAGCUCGCCAUUUCCACCCUGGGGAAAGUUUGGAACAAGUUCAGCAUCCAUGGAGAGGCUGGAAUUAUUACGGGACAUUUCAGUCAGUUCCACAAGAGAUUCAGCUUUAAGUCCAAUGGCUUCCAAGGAGCGUGCAAUUCGGGUCUGGCGUGUGCGUUUUCGCAAAUUUACAAAAUGGCUCUUUGGAGUGAGAGGCUGCUGGACGAAAUUUUACUCAGAGGCGACGAACUGUAUGUACGAAGUACCCAGCAGGGAGACAAAUGCCUCAUUGAGGUUCCUCCUGAAAAAAUGCACACUUCUUUCUUCCUGGGCCAACGGAAAAUCACUCUAUUUGUCAGCCCAAACGGGAAACUUACUGAAGAACUCACAUCGAGCUCGGAAGAUAAAGCCAAAGCCAUCAUUGAAGACACUCUGGGAAAGUUCCUGGAGAAAAAUGCAUCAGGAAUUUUUUACAUGAAAGACAAAUAUGCGGCUGUUUGGGUGAGUGAAGGCGUUUACUAUUUUUUCGACCCGGGAGAGCAUGACGAGUAUGGAAACCCGUGGAAAGGAAUACCUGGAGGAGGAUUUUCAUUUUUGGGCCGCUUUAAAGCGCUAGCAACCCUGGCUGAGCACAUUUUCCUCAAUUUUCCAUCUGUAAAGGAGGCAGAUUCGAAAGUUCAUAUCAUCCCGUGUGGGAUAGCCAGGAUUGUUCUUAUCAACACAACCCCACCGGAAACUUUCGAAGAUUUAGCACCGCAAGAUGUAGUUUUUAGCCAGAUUAUUGAAGAACCUUCUCCUUUGCCUGAUCCAAAGCAGCAAUUCCUCGAACAAUAUGUAGAAGAAGGCAAAACUCCUGCUGAACCCCUUCAGAAGGAAUUGGAGGAAAUGUCCCCUGAAGUAGACGAUGAUCUUCCCCAGAGUCGACGUCCAUCUUUCCUGCCCGAGGGCCAUGUGGAUAAGCAUGAUUUAUGCCGAUUCCCCAUUCCGAUCCCCAGCUACCUCAAAGGGGAGCAUGCUCGCCUCACGUAUUACACAGAACUAAUUCCUGAUGUGAUGGGUAUUUUGAGGGCCAGCACGUCCCAAAUGGACCCCAACUUCUCCAAAUAUAUGGGCAGAGAAAGCAUGGGCAAUGCUCUUUCCGCCCUCAUAAUGCUGCGCUUGCAUAAGUCCAAGCAUUGGGUCCCACGGCUUGUGGACACUGUUCUCCGAUACGGAGAGUUGCUUUACAGAGAUGCCAUGUUGAGUAUUCCCAGAACCCACUCUUUGCGCCUUUCAAACUUCCCAAGCAAAAUUGAAUAUGAAGGCAAAAAGUUUACACCGAUUAUCGACGAAUAUGCUGUGGUUGGCCAGAUGCACAGCCAGGAGUAUGAAAUUCUGGAUUUGGGGGCGGCUUUGGACGACUUUCUCACUGAUUUCGACUGCUGCAUUGUUCAAGGGCCGCAAAUUAUCGCCUUCUGGGUGGAGGAUGGCGUCUACUACAUGUUUGACCCCAAUGAUCGCGACCAGGAAGGAAAAGCUCAGUCAAAUAAGGCCAUCUUUGGGUCCAAAGAAGUGAGCUUGCAAACACCUGGAGGUGUGGCUUGUGUGGUUUGGUGUCAAAAGCUCAAAGAUCUUGUCAGUUUGUAUGUGCAUAAUACGGAAAAAGCGCUCAGGGAUCAACGGUUUUACAUAAGCAAAGUAGUCAUCAAGGAUUACGUGGAUAUUUCUGACGAUUGGUACAAUUUCAAAGGAAUUGAUGUUGCUGUGUGGAUCCUAAGAGGAUCUUUCAGCCAAAUCAGCCUAAGAUUCUCUGCUGAAUCCAGAAAUAGCCAAGGAACCGCCAAUGCCCUAAUAAGUCUUGCAAUGUCAACCCUCUUUGAUGAGCAGGAGUGGUCGAGUGACACUGUUGACGAAAUUCUGAUGACCGGUGAUGAAUUCUAUAGAGAUUCAGUAGAAACGCUUCAGGAAAAAGGGGCUUUCAUUAGCUCACAUCUGAUGCUCUUUGAGCUGAAAAAACGUCACAGACUGCGAGACAAAGAGGCAGAAUUCGAGCUGGAGGAAUGCUUGGUAAACGGACUGAUUAAUGCGAGGAACAGCAAUGAUGUUAAUGACCUCAGAAAGGGCCUGGAAGAGUUCUUCAUAGAUAACGACUAUGGCGUAAUAACAAUGCGAGAUAUUUCCCUGCCCAUUUGGAAGAAGAAGGAAAUCUUCUACUACCUGGACCCAUACAGUAGGGAUGAAAAGGGAAUAUCAACAGGCUACGGAACUUCCUGCGUCAUUCGCUUCGUCCACUUAGACGACGUGGUAAACGCAAUAGUGGCCAAUCUGGAACCAAACCUUGAAGACUUUUUCAACAUUACCAAAGUGAAGAUUAGUCUAUAUGAGGCUGGUGCCGGGGCUGUGAAGCCCCCCAUAAACAACUACACGGCAAUCAAUGAAACAUCGGCAAUUCUUAGAGGCUGGCUAAGCGAACAGAGCUCCAAAUACGAAAUACGACGAGGCAGGCAGACUGUUCCCAUGUGUAUAGCUGCCGUUGCUUUCAACAAGCUGAAACCUUCCGGUGAAUGGACGAAAACUGAUGUGGAUGUUAUUCUUGAUAAAGGAGAUGAGCUUUACGUGGAGUCAAUGGCAGAUGCUCAAAAGGUUCUAGAGGGUGAAAAUGCUCAAGCUGGAGCUCCGGAAGAAGGUGCAGGUGUGGACUCGCAGGCAGGUGGCGAUGCGCAGCCUGCAGCCCCUACUCCUCAACCCCCAGCUGCUUCAAAGGAAAACGCCGCAGAAGAUGAAAGCGCUGUGGAAGAAGAGGAGGAAGAAGAACCAGUAGAAAUGGAAAUAAAAAUAUCCUCAGAAAAUGUGAAGACUGAACUGGACAUCGGUCCAAAUAAUCUAACAGUGGAAUUCGCCGAUGUUGCAGAAGGCAACAUCAAAGAAACCCUGAAGGAUGCCUUAAAAACGUUCUUCGAAAAGGAGCAAACCGAUGAUGAUUUCAACCAAGAGGCCCUUCUAGAGUCCAAGCAUUACACUGUAGCAUUGUGGCGUGAUGAUAAAUGCUUUUACGCUUUUGAUCCUCGGCCGAGAGACAAAAAAGGCGAAGUUAUUGGUAAAGAUGACUGGGAUCCCGAACCUCCUGAGCCGGAGCCGAUGUCGGAAGAACUGUCGGAAACCGAGGAAGAAGGAGAUCGUGAAGGAAGUGAAAUUAAUGAAGAGUUACCUGAAAGUCCAGCAGAGAACUUCGAAGACGAGUACUUGGCUGAUGAACAAUUUGAUGAGGAAGCUGAAGAAGAAGCUGACUUUGAGGAAGAAAUCGAAGAGGAGGAAGUUUCGGAACCAGAAGAACCGCCCAGGCCAAAAAUGUCGCCAUCGUACUGGUUGGAGCAGGAAAAAUCCGGCAGAGCCUGCUCGAUUUGGUUUAUCAAUGUAGAUGACCUGGUAAAUUUCGUCUACAACAAUAUUCCAGUCAAGGACCGACUGAAGAGCGAUUUUACCCUGAAAAGCGUGAAAAUCGUCAAUAAUUUGAAGCUCAAGUCCAAGUACAAUCCGGAAGAUCAGCGGACGGAUGCGUAUUGUGGAGAUUGGUAUGACUUCAAGGAGGUUGAGCAUGGAAGAUGGAUUUUGAGAGGUUCUUUGGACAUUACUCAUGACCUUUUCCCGGAAUACAACAGAGGAAGACAAGGUCUAACCUGCAGCAUAAUGGCCUUAUGUAUCGCCGAUACUUUUGAAAUGACUUGCUUCCUAAGCACUGUUCCUGAUACUAUUCAAGUUUACGGCGACAAGUUGUAUACUUUCAUGAGAAAAUCCAGAACCAGGCAAUUACUCAACGAUCCCAACAGCAGCUUGAAGGAUGGAGAAAUUGACUGGCUGCUGCAGCAUGAAAACUUUUCGAUCACCGACAUCCCGAAGAAGAUUUGUGUUGCGCAGUUUAUGGUGGAGCUUUCCAUUGUUCCAGGAUUCAUUGAAGGCGAUAUUAAAGCGCAGAAUUUUGAGGAAAUCCUGGAUGUUAAAAGAGGACUGGAGAAGUUUUUCGAGGACAGCACCUAUGGUGUAAUGUGCGCAAGAGAUUUAUAUGUGGCUGUCUGGAAGGGCCAGAAAAUGUUCUACAUGUUCGACGGAAUGAAAAGAGGUCCAAAUGGCGUUAAGUCUACCAUUGGCACUGGGUGUAUUACACGAUAUAUGGACGUGGAAAAAUUGGCCGAAGUGUUCCUGGAAAAUUUGCCUGCGCUUGGAAAAGGAGAGUUUGUUAUUCAUCAGGUCACUCUAGAAAGAAACCUUUGCCCAAGGGAACGGGAGCCCAAAGAUGUGAUUCCAGUUCCGAAAGCGGUUCCAAAAUCGGCCGGCCUCAAGCUGGUUAUUCCCGGCAAGAGCAUUAUUAGAGGAACCAUCACUCAAGAGGAUCCAAAGUUUGGCAAAGGCCCAAAUACCAUGAGCGCACCAAUAGCAGUUGUAGCCUUGACGAUGUCGCUGAUUCAUAAACCCGAAAAUUGGUCCCGACCUAUAAUUGAUGAUAUUGUGACUUUGGGAGCCGAACUGUAUGAAGACAGUGUCAAUGAUUUGGGCUUCGACUUCAAUCCUUGGGAAGACACGCUGGACGUAUACCGAGUGAAGCACGACUUCAAGCUGGGAGUCGUUAAAGCCAACUGUGAAUUGCGGCAAACUGACCAAAAGGGUUACAUCGACUGCAAAGAGUCCGACAUGCAAAAUCUUCGACAAGGAAUGUCGCGAUUUUUUGAAGAAAACACUCAUGGAAUUCUGGUAACGCAGCCACUUACAGUGGCCGUUUGGGAGCAAAAGCAAGAGGAAGGAGACCCGUUGAUUUACAUUUUCGAUCCGAACCCGAGAAAUGCCACUGGAAUGCCCCUGUUUACGGGAACAGCUUGUGCGCUGGCUUUCGUCAAUGAGAAAAUGGCUUCAGAUCACGUUAUUGGCUGCAUUUUGGAUCCGGAAAUGCGAGCAGGAGAAUUCGUGAUUGUUCCAGUGGAAAUCGUUGUGGGAAACGCGAAGACCGUAAGGAAACAACCGCAAAAAUCCACAACUAGAAGCAGUAUAAAUGUGCUGCCCAGAUGCUCCAAACUGGUGGCGUCUGAGCAGAAGAAAAAGUUGCGGAAGCUGGCUGAAGAGGAUCGCAAGAAAAAAGAGGCAAAGAAGAGGGAACUAAUUGGCAGGAAUGGCUACCACCUGAGAGGAGCUGAAGCCAUUCUGCGAGGCUACAAAAGCCAGAACUCCGAUUACUACGACAGCCAUUCCAGAAACAAGCAGGAUAUUCCUAACUGCAUAGCUUCUGUGGUAAUGCACUCAGUUCUGUCGAUUGAGGACUGGAACCAUCGGCACAUAGACCUUAUUCUGGACACAGGCGAUCAGCUAUACAUAGAUUCUUACAUAGCAUAUGGUCCGGAUGAUCCGCAGCUAGGAAUGGAGAAUAUUCUAAGAAAAUUUUUCAUGGGCUCUUUGGAAGUCCAUGUGACAAUCUACAAGUCAAUAAUAACGGAAGCUUUUACAGCCAGCAGGUUGAAUUGCGUGUUGGAGGCAUUCUUCCAGCAAGAAACUGUGGGAAUUAUUAACUACAACCGUCAAUGGAUCAGUGUGUUUUUCAAAAGUGGCUAUUAUUUCAUGUUUGAUCCGCAUGAAAGAGAUAUUGAAGGUAAUCCCAUCAGCGACUCAGAACAUGGAUCAGCUGCAGUGGUGCGCUUUGAUAGCCUGAAUGGAAUGACGCUGAAAAUAAUCAACAAUCUUGGAGGAAAUGCAGAAGAAAACGAGGAAUUUAUGUUGUGGAUUAUGUCAGUGGAACCAAAGUAGCCCACCAAGGAUUACUGGGUAAAAUCGUUCUUGAUUUAUGCAAUGUUUAGGUAAAUAACUGUGUAAUAAAAGUUAUCUGUG